UCUCGCGUGUUGUGUGUCUCGAGACGCUGUUCGAUGGUUAAGAGGUAGCAGCUCGUUAAAAUGGUGUUGUUUGGAAGGACAGAAAAUGUUGAGCGUCGCGAGCUUUUGGCCAGCAUGGAACAGAUGGGUUUAGGUAAACCGAUAGACAACGCGGCCUUCCAGCACGUGCGGGACAACAUCGAGGAGCUCAACGGCCGCGUCGGUGCCAAUGACACCGACCUCAUCUUCCUCAAGGGUCUCAUGGACAGCCCCGUCAUGCGCUCCCUCGUCAAGGUUCAGGAUAGACUCGAGGAUCCUGAAACUCCUGCUCAGCCAGUGUCUACAAGUGGUUUAAAGCUUGCCACCGACGUAGCAAAGAACUGCGAAUCUUCAAGAAGCAGAGAUGCACAAGAACUGUCCAACAUACUGAAAAGCGCACACUUUAAGGCUCUUUUGGAAUCUCAUGAUACUGUAGCUGAAAAAAGUUUUGAAAAGCCUGAAGUGGAAUCUCAACCUCAAACUAUUGAAUUUCCAGCAAGUGAAAUGACAGCCGAUACAAUUCGUAUGGUUGGCCUCAGGAAAAGUCCAAAGGAACCCCUGGGUUUAACAGUCCAGGUGGAUGAGUCAGGGAAUUUAGUGAUUGCAAGGAUAUUAGCUGGUGGUAUGAUUGACAGACAAGGCCUACUCCAUGUUGGAGAUGUGAUAUUGGAAGUGAAUGGUGUCCCUGUUUCAACUCCUGAAGAACUCCAGCAUCAGAUUUCCCAGUCGGAUGAAUCAGUGACUCUGAAAAUAGGACCUGGUUUUGAAGAUAUCCAUUCUCAGCUGAAUAGUGGCCAGGUAAAAUCACAGAGGCUCAGGAAAGAUCCAGGAAACGGUGGAUAUUCAUUUGUGUGUUACAUGAGAGCAUUAUUCAACUAUUCUCCAGAUGAUGAUUCUCUUCUUCCUUGCAAAGAAAUUGGCCUUGCCUUCAAACAUGGAGAUAUUUUACAGGUACUAAAUCAGAAAGAUCCUAAUUGGUGGCAAGCAAAAUUAGUUGGUUCAAACGGCCCUGCUGGACUUAUACCAUCGCAGGAGUUGGAAGAAAGAAGAAAAGCAUUUGUCAAACCAGAAGCUGAUUAUGUCCACAAAAUUGGCAUUUGUGGUGCAAGGGUAUCCAAGAAGAAGAGGAAAACAAUGUAUCAAUCAAAAUCAAACUGUGAAUUUGACAAGGCAGAAUUGCUUUUAUAUGAGGAAGUUACACGUAUGCCACCUUUCAAAAGAAGAACAUUGGCAUUGAUUGGGUCACAAGGUGUUGGUCGUAGAACUCUCAAAAAUCGUUUGAUCAACAGUGAUCCUGAGAAAUUCGGUGGAGUUGUUCCACAUACUUCUCGUCCUCCUCGUGUUCUUGAAGAAAAUGGAAAAGGUUACUGGUUUAUUGACAGAGAGUCUAUGGAGGAGGACAUCAGGGAACAUAGAUUUUUGGAAUAUGGAGAGCACAAUGGUCACCUUUACGGCACAAAGUUGGAUUCUAUUAGAGAUGUCAUACGCCAGGGCAAGAUGUGUAUACUGGACUGCAGUCCAGCAGCACUGAAAAUAUUACAUAAUUCAUCAGAGUUCAUGCCAUAUGUCAUAUUCAUCGCCGCUCCGGGAAUGGAACAAUUGAAACACUUGUAUGGUAUGGGUCGGACAAUAGGUUCGUCAAAGAGUUUGACGUUUGAUCGGGCAAGUUCCAUUAGGUACAGUUCUCGAAGAGCAAGAACUUUAGAAUCGUUAGCUUCACUGUAUGAGGAAGAGGACCUGCGUCAGACUCUGGAGGAAAGUGCUCGUCUUCAAAGAACUUACGAGAAAUAUAUUGAUCUUACCAUUAUAAAUGAAGACUUUGAUGGUACAUUCCGAAAGGUUAUUGAAGCACUGGAAGUCCUGAGCACAGAACAUCAGUGGGUACCAGUAAACUGGGUGUACUGAAGUAUGAAGUAUCUGUAAUUUCAGAAUUUCUUGUUUUCGUCUGUUUUUAUUGCUCAUACAAACCAUUUUGAUUGUUAAUUUGAGCAAAGUGACACUUGACCUGUUUUAAAACAAGAAAACAUUUCGAGAAUGUUUGGUGCUUGUUAGUAACAGUGCUUGUGGACAAACAUCCAAAUGCCUGACAUUGUUCAGAAUGGUCUGAGAAUCUCAGUACCUUUAUAAGCAAGGUAAGUUAUUUGCAAGUGUAUUGUAGGGGACGGAAUAUGACAUGAAGUGUGUCUCUGGUUUCAUUCCCUUUUUAUUUUGUUCAUAUACUGCCACGUUAUUUUAAAUUGAAGAUAUAAUGUUUUUUUCUUCAUAUUAUUGUAUUACACUAGUGUCUAAUGUAAGUUUUGUUUUCUGUUAUUUGAUGUGUGCAUAAAUUUGUCAGAGUUAAAAGCUGUGGUUGUGUGCACCUUCUAAAAGAAAAUGGUCUUUCCAUGUCACUGACAUUUAACCUUUUAGUAACUCCUAAAAAAAUUAAAACUAUGUCCUGAGCCAGGAAUCCAGAUAUGUAAAGUUUGUUCAGUUGGUAGAAAUUUGCCUGUAAAAGGUGAAAAUAGAUCUAGUCCUGGUCUGGUACACAGUUUUAAUCUCUGUAGAUAGUAUCAUUACGGCACAUACUCCACUGCAGAGUGAAACAUUCUUUAACUGUAAUGUACUUACCUUGCAAUGAACAAUAAUGUUUACAGUUGUGUGUUUACAGUUGUGAUAUUAAAAUUGUUGUAAAAUUGUUCUUUUGUGAAAUUGCUCUUACAGCUUACUUUUUAACACUUCCUUGUUGACAAAAAGGUGUGUCUGAGUCUGACCCAUUCUUGACAUGAAAUUGUAGUGGCACAUGUAUAUCUUUUGAUUUCCAAUCACACAAGAUGUUCAUGCACAUUGUGUGACAUUUAAGUUGCACAUAAGCGAAUGUGUUCAUAUGAAAAUAAAAUUAUAAAGUAUUCAUUCAUAAGAUCUCUGACUAUGUAUUAUUAUAUGACAUGGCUUUCUGCUUGUUCACAUAUGUUUAUCACUUAUAAUGAGAGUUAAUAAUGUCAUAAAAGGGAUCAUUUUCCCACUAGUUUGUAUCAAAUUUGUGAUGUGAUACAUGCCAUCAAUUGAAACAUUCCAUCGCUGUGAUAUUCAUUUCUAGAUUUUUUGUAAGAUUAAAAUGAAGUUUUUUAAGAAAAGUAUAACUUAUAGUGUCUUUCAUCAUACUGUUGCUGCAUUUUAUUUUUAUGCACAAAAGAUGUUGCAGUGUUUUGUGUGUUGCUCAUCUACUGAUAUUGAAAAAAAUUAAUAAUUUUGUUUGUGUGAGUCAUUGUUUUCAGAUAUUUUUAUUUUAUGGAUUUGUAUAGUUUUUCAUUUAGAACACACACAUAAUCUAUUACUCAUCUACUUAGGUACAGUCUUUCGUUCCUUUUACCAAAAGAGAAGAGGAGUUGAGAAUAGUUUGCACAUUGCUACUUCUAUUUGUUGAAUAUGUAUUACUUGAAAACUGUUUGCGUCUGUAGAUGUAGAAACAGUAGAAACUAACCCGUCCAUGUGUUCAGGGAGAAAAAUAGUAUUGAAGGUAAUGUAUUUUAUGUGCUUCAUUGAAGUGAUGUUAAGCAGCUACAUGUACUGUUUUAAAAUUACAUUAAAAGACAUGUUUUAUGUAAAUUAUAGCAGAGCUGUAUACUGCAAAAACUGUUCUUAUAUAUAUUUAAAAUGUCAAAUAAAAGUACUUUACAUUUUUAA
This is a messenger RNA of Schistocerca nitens (vagrant locust), 3684 nucleotides long. RefSeq names its product protein PALS2 (gene vari). Gene Ontology annotation, cellular component: cell-cell junction; plasma membrane. The record is from RefSeq and is a predicted model, not a curated record. The transcript has 12 exons. Lineage: Eukaryota; Metazoa; Arthropoda; Insecta; Orthoptera; Acrididae. The coding region runs from base 61 to 1923 and encodes 620 amino acids. Gene Ontology annotation, molecular function: protein binding.